CAGCAACAAAAACAACAUGGUCCAACGUCUGACGCUAAGAAGACGCCUGUCGUACAACACACGCUCCAACAAGAGGCGCAUUGUGCGCACUCCUGGCGGUCGCCUGGUGUACCAGUAUGUCAAGAAGAACAAGACUGUGCCCCGUUGCGGCCAAUGCAAGGAGAAGCUUAAGGGUAUCACCCCCUCCCGGCCCAGCGAGCGCCCACGCAUGUCCAAGCGCCUAAAGACCGUCGCCCGCACCUACGGAGGCGUUCUGUGCCACGGCUGCCUGCGCGAGCGCAUCGUUCGUGCCUUCCUCAUCGAGGAGCAGAAGAUCGUCAAGGCCCUGAAGAGCCAGCGCGAGGCAUUGGUGAAGCCGGUCAAGGCCCCCAAGGUUGAGCAGAAGAAGAAGCCCACUGGCAAGCCCACGAAGCCAGGAGCCGGCAAGGCCGGUGCCAAAUCCACGGGCCCCAAGGGAGCCGCUGGCGCUAAGGGAGCUGCCGGCAAGAAGCCCGGACAGAAGCCUGCGGCUGGCAAGCCCAGGAAGUAAUCGCAUCGCGGACAUAGGACUUCGGAGUUCAGUUAACUGCUAAAUAAGAAAUUUAUAAAUAAA
Messenger RNA from Drosophila miranda, 592 nucleotides. It is a transcript of the gene RpL34b, whose product is annotated as 60S ribosomal protein L34. Gene Ontology annotation, molecular function: structural constituent of ribosome. Gene Ontology annotation, cellular component: ribosome. Gene Ontology annotation, biological process: translation. Bases 17 to 529 code for a protein of 170 amino acids. The transcript has 2 exons. NCBI's taxonomy places the organism in Eukaryota, Metazoa, Arthropoda, Insecta, Diptera, Drosophilidae. The record is from RefSeq and is a predicted model, not a curated record.